This is a messenger RNA of Glycine soja, 1420 nucleotides long. Its product is annotated as probable inactive serine/threonine-protein kinase fnkC. The transcript is spliced from 6 exons. Gene Ontology annotation, molecular function: protein binding. The coding region runs from base 137 to 1075 and encodes 312 amino acids. The record is from RefSeq and is a predicted model, not a curated record. NCBI's taxonomy places the organism in Eukaryota, Viridiplantae, Streptophyta, Magnoliopsida, Fabales, Fabaceae.
UUGUUGCGGCAUUGAAGAAAUUAUAUGGAACUAGUGCAAAGAUAUGCACCUGCACAUGAAACUUGGAAUCUUUGAGAAACUCCAAAACCAGAUUAAUGCUUCCUAAGUCGUUACCAUUGAUUUGCCUGAAUCAAUCAUGGAGACCAAAACUGCUGAUCCAUUAUUUUCUGUCCAAACCUUGAAAGGAAGAAAAGCUCCACCAAGUCAAUACACAUUUAAAAUCAAGUCCUUCUCAUGGCUUUCCAAGGCCCCGGUACAAAAAUGUACCUCGGAAGAGUUUGAAGCAGGGGGUUAUAAAUGGAGUCUGUCUAUUUACCCAACUGGGAACACAAAAGGAGGUGGUGAAGGUCAUGUUUCUAUUUAUUUGGUGCUCAUGGACUCAAGUUCGUUACCUGUUGAUUGGGAGGUCAAUGCCAUUGUAAAUUUUUCUGCAUAUAAUUUUAUUGACGAUGAGUAUGUUGCAACUCAAGAUACAAAUGUAAGGCGUUUCCAUGUGCUGAAAACUGAAUGGGGUGUCGCAAAAUUCAUUGACAUAGACACAUUUAACGACCCUUCAAAUGGAUAUCUGAUGGACGAUACCUGCGUGUUUGGAGCUGAGGUUUUCGUUGUCAAGACCACGACUAAAGGCGAUUGUUUAUCAAUGAUUCAUGGUCCUAUCCCUCUUUCCCAUAGUUGGAAAUUUGAUAACUUUUCCUUGGCAAAAUUAGACAAGUACGAGUCUGAAUCGUUUGUCGGUGGAAACUAUAGAUGGAAGCUUAUUUUAUACCCUAAUGGAAUCGUUGAGGGAAAGGGCAACAGUAUCUCGUUAUUUUUAACUUUGGAAGUCUCAACUCUGCCCCCCAACACUAAACUCGUUGUGGAGUGCACUUUGCGCGCAAAAAAACAAAUCAGUGGGCAUCAUGCUCAAACAGGAUUUUGUCGUAAGUUCUCCAGCUCAAAUUCGACGUGGGGGACCAGACAGCUUGUGGCCUUGGCUAAACUUACAGACCCCAAUAGUGGUUUUUUGGUGAACGAUACUUGCAUCCUUGAAGCUGAAUUUACGAUUCUUGGCCUAAUGACGCCCCGAAUUGAUUGAUAUGUUUAUAAUAUGUUAUAUGUGUGCACAAAAUAAUACAAUCAUUUCCCACUAGAACUUCGUCUGUCCAUGAGAUCAUAAGAUCGAGAACCCUUGUAGUACUUGGCAAAAAAAUUAAGAUAAAACAAUUAAACUUGGCUCAAUUGAAUGUGCAUAAAAAAACACUUACUAUAAGUUAAUUGUAUAAAGUUCCCAUACUUCCCAACUUCAAGACAUUUGUGGCAAACCCUUGUACUGAAGUUGAUGAUGCUUUGACUGCAUUCCCUGCCACCAAAAUUCAUUCAAUUGGAGUUAUCUUGUAAGUUGUAACAGUAAAAUUCUGCAAAAACAACCAAGUACCUUCAA